AGAAGAUUCGCUUCAUUCGACGGCGGACUUUAAGUCGAUUGGCAGUGUAUCAUUUCUUUACAGCUGAUGGAGAUGUUUGGGUUCACGCGCCGAUAUCAAGAAGAACUUUGACCAAAGAUAUUCAGCUUACUAAGUAUGUACAUGAUAGAAAAGAUUACGCUGGUUUUGGAUUGCAAUGAUUCAAAGAUAACAAGUUAGCGAGCUUGUCUCCCCUCCUCUGAGUGAAAGCGACCGAACGAUGCCAAAUUAAGAGUCAACAACUUUUGAAUGUGGCUUCGAUGGAUUAAAGAAAUAUGCAGCAGUAUUUCCUAAACCCAAACUACUCAGAAGAAUCAAGGGUUUUGCCGGUUUUUUACUUUCGCAUCGAUCUGUUUCACUUCCUUCCUUUGGUAGACAAAUUUAGAUCGGGUGUCUAGUACAAUGAGCGGAUCGAUUACCAACCAGCCGUUCUUGGAAGAACAAAAUGGUGUCAUACACACUGCUAAAGGAACUACGGACCGAAAGAGCGAAGGAAGGAAACAUCGCUGCAGUCUGUGCGAUAAGUGGUCUGCUUUGUGCAGUCGGUUUAUUCGCCUGUUACAACAUCUCGUUGGGUUUCUUGGAGAAAACAUUGCUGGGCACCCUGUGGCUUGCAUGGCGAUCUGCAUUUUCUUCGUUUUAUUCUGUGCUGUGGGAUUCCUGUGGCUGAAAACGGAAAGCAGAACUGAAAAACUCUUUAUUCCUCAAGAUAGUAGAGCCAUCAACGACUUAAACAGAGCUGAAAAGUUUUUUCGACUGAAGGUUCGUGUAGCGGGUGUAAUUUUGGUAGCCCAUGCAGAAAAUCCUAACAUUCUUGCGCCAGAAUGCCUGGCGGAGGCCCAAAACGUACACAGUCAAAUUAUAACAUUGAAGUCUUUUACAGAAUUUUGUUUGACUCUCUCUGGACAGAAAGCUAGUUUCUUGAAUGAUUGCGUGACUAUUGAUCCGUUUCAAAUUUUUCAAGACAGAAAUUUUAGCAACAAGUCGUUGAUACAAAUUCAAGCAGAAAUCAAUACAGCGUUCAACAAUACACGUUUACUAAUGCGAGACGGACAGCUUUUCCAGCGAAACUUUCCCCAGAUAUUCGGUGACGUGACAAAACAGACAAGCAAUCGUACGAUUACUGGCGCACGUGCAAUGCAGCUGAAAUAUCUGAUCAGAGACCCACCUGAGGAUGACGUCAACAAGAAAGUCCUGGAAUGGGAAAAGACCUUUCUUGACAAAGUGGCCUCUAUGUCUGCCUCCUGUUUUGAGAUUUACUACGAGGCAGAGAGAAGCACAGAUGACGCUAUUAAAGAAAACAGUAGCGCUGAUAUAACUCUGGUAUCGAUCACCUUUACUAUUAUGAUCUCAUUCGCCUGUUUUAUGCUUGGAAAAUUUGUUAAUCCGCUGACCGGUCACUCGAUGCUCGCAAACGUAGGAGUUCUCGCAGUGGCGUUCGGUAUUUUGGCGGGAAUGGGUCUGGGCACCUGGUCCCGUGUGACGUACGUGAACAUGAUAGGCGUGGUGCCAUUUCUAGUGUUAAGUAUAGGCAUCGAUGAUAUGUUCAUUAUAGUGGAUGAGCUUGAUCGACAGCCACGUGAUAUGGGCGUGAUCAGGACUGUCAAGGAAGUAAUGUCGCGCACAGGAGCCACAGUUACUAUGACAACCAUGACUGACCUGGUUGCAUUUGCCGUGAGUACAUCAACUGCUUUUCCCGCUAUCAGAUACUUUUGUACUUACGCGGCCUUAGCCGUUACGCUCUCCUAUGCUAUGAUGAUAACCUUUUUCGUCGCCGCAAUGACGUUUGACAUCAGAAGAAUAAAAUCCGGCCGAAGAGACUGCCUGCCUGUAUGCACAGUACCACCCACGAAAGAUGGUCAACCCCACUGGGACGCACCGCGCCCUCAGACCUCGAACCGUUUGCUAAAGGGUUGGGCAAAAUUUCUUAUGUUACCUGAAACGAAAUUUUUUGUGCUUGUCAUUUCUGUGGCAAUCCUUGCCUUGGGAAUUUAUGGAACGACCAAGGUGACUGAAAAUUUCGAUAGAAGAAUGCUGGCAAAAGAUGACUCUGCGCUUUUGAAAUUUCUGAACGUUCGAGAGAAAUAUUACGAACAAACCAUUCCUGUUAGUUUGGUCCUAACGGGUAACAUUGACUACAGUGAUCCUGAUGUCCAAGACGAGAUCAGGCAGCUGUCGAAAAUUGUUAAGGACAAUUGCUAUUACCGAACUCAGGCUGUAUCUUGGAUUGAAGUUUUUACGAAUUUCUCUGCUGCGAGUGGGAUGAACAUUACGGGACCACAUUUUAUGCCUGCCCUAAAACUGUUCCUUGAAAGUCCUGAAUGUUUAUCUUUCAAACAAGAUGUGAAACUGUCGUCCAACGGAAGUCGCGUCAUUGCGUCUCGUGUCAUGGCUUUCUUGAAGAACAACCCAAGCUCUACCUUUCAGAAGGACGCCAUGUUGACAAUUCGUGAGGAUCUUGCCAAGAAAUCUCCACUCGACGUGAUACCGAUCACCCGUCCAUUCAUCUUUUUCGAACAGUAUGCCAUCAUUGGAAGAGAGACCACAAGGAACCUCAUCAUAGCAGCCCUGGCUGUGCUGGUGGUAACAUCUUUGUUCCUGGUCAAUUUCACCGUAACACUUCUGGUGGUGGUGAAUUUUGUGGCUCUGGUCCUCGAGCUGUUUGCGUUGAUGUUCAUCUGGGACGUGUCUUUGAAUGGCGUCUCGAUGAUCACUCUUGUCAUGGCCAUUGGUUUUGCCGUGGACUACAGUGCGCAUAUUGCGCAUGCGUUUGUGAUGUCUGAGGAAGACACACCUAACAGGAGAGUCAUUGACGCUGUUAGCACGCUUGGUGCCAGUGUCUUCAUGGGAGGUUUCAGUACCUUUCUUGGGAUGCUGGUGCUAGUCUUUGCCACUUCGGAAAUCUAUCGUAUUUUCUUCCGCAUGUUUGUGGGAAUUGUUUCGUUCGGACUUCUCCACGGCUUAUGUAUAUUACCCGUUCAACUGUCCCUGUUAUGUUGGAAACCAGUUGUGACUCAGAGAGACCCAACGCAUCUGUUAAUAAGGGAAACAGAUGUUUGAUCCAAGAGGGAGGGGAUGAGGUGGGGUUUUGAACCCUUUAACUCCCAGAUCAAAUUUAUAAUUCUCCUUACUGUUAACCUACAAUUCUCAUAAUGUUAGUUCAGAGAAUUUGGUAUUGGAUCAGCUAAUCAUCCCCAAUUUGAUAUUUUUCCUAAUUCUCAUCACUCAUCUGGUUGAUAUUGUACUGAUACUGCAAGGAGAAAUUCUGUCUUGGUCACUCAUGGGAGUUAAAGGGUUAACUCUUACGUUGAAAGAGACACAUGGAGAAUUCGAAUCCGCCCCGUUAACUUUCCACACCCUAAAAUCAGUGUGCAUAUUCUCCAAACUGUUCUCUAUACAUUUCCCAUGAUAAUGAUAAGGAGAAUAUGUUGACCAAUCAAUAGCUUCUUUAGAUGGUGAUUAUUUCCAUUCUCCUAUUCCCUUAUAGUUUGAUUCAGGGGUGAUAUUGUAAAGAAAAGUUAAAUGAUGGUCACUCUUUGAGGUGAAAGGGUUAAAGCAACUUCUGUUGUGCUCGUUGGGAGAGAUAGAAGUUUGUUGUACUUUGAUUUCAAAUCAAAUUACAAAUGAUUACAAAUGUAGUUUUAAUGAGCAGACGUUCAUUUUUUGAACCAAUCUUCAGUUUAUUAAUAAAUAAGGUUACGGCUAAAUUCUUUUUACUUUGGGUCAAGUAUUUAUGGAAUUACACUUUAGUGAGUUAGAAAGUGUGUAAUCCAUCUUGGAAAUAUAAAGUGGUUGGUGUUCAUAUCCUUAUUUAAGACAUUUUUUUUUUUGUCAGUUUAAUCCACAUUUGUUUUUUUCUCUGAGAACGUUUUAAAGCAUAUUUUGAAAGAACGAGUUAUUAUUUAAGUGGCAGUCAAGUACCGGUGUCGUAGCGUUUUAUAUGUAAAUAGCAGCCAACUUAUUUAAGAUGACCAUACCCUUUUGGGGAUUUUGAAAUAUUUUAAAGGGUAUAGAGUACAUCUAAUUAUUAAAAAGUAACAACGAUAAAAUGUUAUCAGAGUUUCCGUUCUAAUAUAUAUUUAAAUUUUUCAAGAGUGACUUUGGAAAAUUAUGGGUUACAAGAAAAAUUAAGAGGCAAUUUCUCAUGACGAGUGACUCUCAUGUAAUACAUGGAUGUGUACUUUGUGUGUGAUGAGUAAAUAGAUCCAUUUGUUCAACCUUACAACCUAGAAGAUAUAGGAGUCAGUUCUCCCCAAUGUCCGCUCUAUUUUUCAUAUGAUUUUGAUAUUGAGAAUUUGUGUUUAGAAUCAACCAAUUAGUAUACUUUACUUAGUGUUUUUUUUCUCUCGUUACCUUACUGUUUGAAAAUGGAGUAACAUUGUAAGGAGAAUUACCUUUUUGGUCAACCCUUGUUGUGAAACUGAUUAAAGAAACCACAGCUUUACAGUGGUGGUUUUAGUGAAGAA
Messenger RNA from Pocillopora verrucosa, 4484 nucleotides. RefSeq names its product patched domain-containing protein 3. The record is from RefSeq and is a predicted model, not a curated record. Gene Ontology annotation, cellular component: membrane. NCBI's taxonomy places the organism in Eukaryota, Metazoa, Cnidaria, Anthozoa, Scleractinia, Pocilloporidae.